CACCAGAAGGCAUAUAUGGAUAGAAGCAUCUGGAAAACAGGCAGAGGAAUCACAAGGAGUUAAUAGGGAGAAGAGAGAAGAAAUUAAAUUAAUUAAUUUUUUUCUUUGGUUUUAUUAUUGCUUUAUUUUUUAUGUGCUUUAAAAAAAUGCUGCAACAUUUUCUAAAAGCGUAUUCUAAUAAAUCCAAUGUUAUUUAGAAGAGUUUUGGAGAUUUUUUAAAUAAACUGUAGUAAAACCAAGCAGACGUGGUGUAGAGGACAGAAGUGAAGAGAAGGGAGAAGGCGAGGGAGGGGGAGGAAAGAGAGAGCGUGGUGUCUGUGCGUCUGAGCCUGCCUCAGCGAGAUGUUCAUGCUCAUUCGAGAGCCGUCCACCGGAGGAGGUGGUGCUGCAGCAAUGAGCGCACCGCAGGAGAGGAGCGCAAAGCAGGUGCAGGCUGCCAUCAAGAGGAAGAUGGAGAGGCAGAAGAGGAGAAGCAUUGAGCAGGGGAUGGUCGCGGCGGAGGGUCAGGGCAUGAUCCAUGUACCUCCACAGCGUCAGAGGUCCCGACAGCCGCCCCCGAUGACGACAGCUGACGAGGGUGAAGACAGCGAAGCUUUGGAGGAACAGCUGGAGGAGAUGCUGGAGGGACCUCACAGGAGUAAUGGAGAGAAUGAGGUGGAGGACGAGCCCGCAGACCUGCUGCCUAUAGUCAACUCUGUGUUUGGACAGGAUAGAGAGCUGAGACCAGAGGAGCUGGAAGAGCUCCGUGAGGCAUUUGUGGAAUUUGACAAGAACAAGAAGGGCUACAUCAGUCACAGAGAUCUCGGGGAGUGCAUGAGGACUAUGGGAUACAUGCCUACAGAGAUGGAGCUCAUCGAACUCAGCCAACAGAUCUCUGGAGGCAAAGUGGACUUUGAGGAUUUUGUGGAGCUGAUGGGACCAAAGUUGCUGGCAGAGACAGCAGACAUGAUCGGGGUCAAAGAGCUACGAGACGCAUUCAAAGAGUUCGACUCUAAUGGCGACGGUCAGAUCAGUUUGACGGAGCUGCGUGAGGCCAUGAAGAAGCUGAUGGGAGAACAAGUGACAAACAGAGAGAUUAACGAGAUCCUUAAGGAUGUUGAUCUGAAUGGAGACGGCCUGGUUGACUUUGAGGAGUUUGUGCGAAUGAUGUCUCGCUGAUCAUCCCAGCUGUCCUGCAUGUAACACAGGAAAAAGCAACACGUUCCUGCUGUGAACUUUAUUUUCAAUGUGUUUAAUAUAAAUAUUUUUCUAUCAAAUAUCAAAACAGGAAAAUAUAUAACUGAGACAAAGGAAAACAUAUGAAUAGCAGUAUAAUACAUAUCAGCUUGCAAAUGAAAAUGUAUAAUCUCUUGAUUUUAUCAUAUUUUUUAUAUGUAAGUUAUUCUUUUUUCGGGGUGUAUUUUUUUUGUAAAUAUUCCUAUUUUAAUAGCGAAUAAAUAAACAGAUGAAUGGAGAAACA
Messenger RNA from Cyprinodon tularosa, 1459 nucleotides. RefSeq names its product calcium binding protein 2b (gene cabp2b). Bases 343 to 1158 code for a protein of 271 amino acids. The record is from RefSeq and is a predicted model, not a curated record. The transcript has 7 exons. Gene Ontology annotation, molecular function: calcium ion binding. Lineage: Eukaryota; Metazoa; Chordata; Actinopteri; Cyprinodontiformes; Cyprinodontidae.